Sitodiplosis mosellana (orange wheat blossom midge) is the source of this 1590-nucleotide messenger RNA. Its product is annotated as testis-specific serine/threonine-protein kinase 4. The transcript is spliced from 4 exons. Bases 185 to 880 code for a protein of 231 amino acids. Gene Ontology annotation, cellular component: cytoplasm. Gene Ontology annotation, biological process: microtubule cytoskeleton organization; intracellular signal transduction; protein phosphorylation. Gene Ontology annotation, molecular function: tau-protein kinase activity; ATP binding; protein serine/threonine kinase activity. The record is from RefSeq and is a predicted model, not a curated record. NCBI's taxonomy places the organism in Eukaryota, Metazoa, Arthropoda, Insecta, Diptera, Cecidomyiidae.
UGUUGGAGCAGUUUGGUUACAGCAUUGGAAAAAAAAUUGGGAUAGGUUCAUAUUCGACAGUGCGGGUAAGUUCAUUAAGAUAUUGAAAAAAAAACUGCAUAGAUUUUUUUUCAUUCAGGUUGCUUAUUCGAAUAAGCAGAAGAAGCUUGUUGCAUUGAAAAUAAUUUGGAAAGACAAGGCUUCGAUGUUAUUCCAAAAAAAAUUUCUACCUCGUGAAAUAAAUAUCGUGAAAACAUUGCGACAUCCGAAUAUAGUUCAAUAUUUUCAAUGUAUUGAAACGAAUCGAAGAUUUAUCAUUGCAAUGGAGUAUGCACAGACUGGGAGUUUGCUGGAUUUGAUGGCAAUGAAACAUGUUCUAAGUGAAACAGAAGCGCGUGUAUUCUUCCGUCAGCUUAUUGGCGCGCUGCAAUUUUGUCACUCAAAAUUCAUUGCACAUCGUGAUUUGAAGCUUGAAAACCUUUUAUUGUUCUGGGAAAAUUGUUUGAAAAUAGGGGAUUUUGGAUUUGCACGACACUUCGAUGUAGACGAUGGAUCGACAACGUUUAGCUCAACCUUUUGUGGAAGUAACGCUUACAUUAGUCCCGAAAUACUCCAUCAGCGUUCAUACAAUCCACUAUCUGCUGAUAUUUGGGCAUGUGGCGUUAUCUUAUUUGCUAUGGUUUUUGGCAAGCUGCCCUUUGAUGACUCCGGAUCCAUUCAACAUUUGACACAGAAUUAUUUUUUACAGCUAGUUGAUAAAGGACUUGUUUUUCCUAUCGACAAAAAAAUUUCAGUAGAAUGCAAAAAUUUGAUCACAAAUGUCAUGACACCCGAAUCGAUGCGCCCAAAAAUUCGAUCUAUUCUAAAUGACCCGUGGAUUUCUUCAAAUCUUGAAAAAUAAAUAAAAGCAGGUAGCACAGAACAACAAACAGAUUUUUUUCAUGUGGAACCUACAAUUUCGGAGAAAUAAAAUGUAUAGAAAUAAUGAUAUUUAUCCGUGAUUUUUACACAAACUUUAAAAUAAGUAGCAACAUUAACUGUGAUAUAGCCAUCCAUUGAGUUGGUGAUUAACUUUUGACCUGCCAUUAAUUUAUAAUGGAAACUACCGUUUAUGUUAAUGUAUUUGCAAGUAUUGUAAUUUUUUUUUUCUUAUGUCUUUCGGUCUCUACUAAAUUACAAAUUCAUAACUACCAACAGGGACUUGUUAGAUUAGACGUAAAAUUUUUCUUCAAUGUUUCACCUCUUGAUAAAUUGAAUGAUGACUUUUGCAGUCAUUACGGCCGUCACUACAGUGUUAACGCUUCAGUUAGUCUUUCAUUUUUUACACGUUUAAGUUAGGCUAUAUUGGACCGUUUACAUUUCGGCUACCUAUGCAUUUCCAUGUAUUGGUUAGGUUAUCUUGUGUCAAUGCUUUUUAGACCAAGUUGUUAUACCAAUAGAAAAAGACUAUUACUUACAACUACUUAUUGUAUAAAAUUACCAUAUAUUGUACAAACACAAAAAGAUCAGGUUUUUCACGACUCUUGGAGUCGUUUUCCUGCAAACCAAAAUAUUCAGCCAGUUUUUGGCGGUGUUAAAUAAAUAAAUAAAUAAAUAAACCUAUUUUAAAAA